Lontra canadensis (Northern American river otter) is the source of this 904-nucleotide messenger RNA. It is a transcript of the gene FITM2, whose product is annotated as fat storage inducing transmembrane protein 2. Lineage: Eukaryota; Metazoa; Chordata; Mammalia; Carnivora; Mustelidae. The transcript has 2 exons. The record is from RefSeq and is a predicted model, not a curated record. Bases 56 to 835 code for a protein of 259 amino acids. Gene Ontology annotation, biological process: phospholipid biosynthetic process; lipid droplet organization; lipid storage. Gene Ontology annotation, cellular component: endoplasmic reticulum membrane.
GCACGACGGUGGCCGAGAGGUGCGGGGAAGCGGACGGUGGCCGACGAGGUCGGGCAUGGAGCAUCUGGAGUGCUGCGCGAGGCUCCUCCGGAGAACGCUGGUGCACGCGGCGGUGCGGCGCUACCUGCCCUGGGCGCUGGCGGCCUGCAUGCUGGCGGGCUCCGUCCUCAAGGAGCUCUCCCCGCUGCCCGAGAGCUACCUCAGCAACAAGCGCAACGUCUUCAACGUGUAUUUUGUCAAACUGGCCUGGGCCUGGACCUUCUGUCUCCUCCUGCCUUUCAUUGCCCUCACCAACUACCACCUGACAGGCAAGGCCGGCCUGGUCCUGCGGCGGCUGAGUACCCUGCUGGUGGGCACGGCCAUCUGGUAUGUCUGCACAGUCCUCUUCUCUAACAUCGAACACUACACAGGCAGCUGCUACCAGUCGCCCUCCCUGGAGGGGGUCAGAAAGGAGCACCAGAAUAAGCAGCAGUGCCACGGGGGAGGAGGCUUUUGGCAUGGCUUUGACAUCUCGGGCCACUCCUUCCUGCUGACCUUCUGCGCCCUUAUGAUUGUGGAGGAGAUGGCCGUGCUGCAUGAGGUGAGGACGGACCGGAGCCACUGCCUGCACACGGCCAUCACCAGCCUGGUGGUGGCCCUGGGCUGCCUGACCUUCAUCUGGGUGUCUAUGUUUCUGUGCACAGCUGUUUACUUCCACAACUUGACCCAGAAGGUGUUCGGCACCUUGUUUGGUCUGCUGAGCUGGUAUGGGACUUACGGAUUUUGGUAUCUGAAGGCUUUUUCCCCAGGACUGCCUCCCCAGAGCUCUAGUUUGAAUUUGAAGCGAGACAGUUAACAAGGAAUAAAAGAGAAACAAAAGGGGUGACGGCAGGACAAUGGCUGAUGUAUUUUUUUCCAUUCUUUU